Molecule: messenger RNA, 1651 nt
Organism: Gossypium raimondii (Peruvian cotton)
Lineage: Eukaryota; Viridiplantae; Streptophyta; Magnoliopsida; Malvales; Malvaceae
Product: phosphoribulokinase, chloroplastic
Exons: 5
Coding region: 178-1407 (409 amino acids)
Biological process (GO): carbohydrate metabolic process
Cellular component (GO): chloroplast; cytoplasm
Molecular function (GO): ATP binding; phosphoribulokinase activity
Source: RefSeq, a predicted model, not a curated record
GUUCCAUAUUUUUCCUUGGAAAUCUAAAGGAGACAAAGAGGACAAACUCAUUUUUAAGUGGUCUUUUUAUUGCCCAUGUAAGCACCAUUUUAACAUUCUCUCCCUGUCUAAAAAGUUCUCUAAAUUCCCUUUCCCGAGCUGAAAGAUAAACAAGGUGAGCCUAAAAGAGCUGAAGCAAUGGCAGUUUGCUCAGCAUACACCACCCAGUCCCUCAAUUCAACGUGUUCAAUCUCCACACCAGCGAAAACCCAUUUAGGUUUUCACCAAAAGCAAGUAGUUUUCUAUAGGAGAAGCAGCAAGAGAGGUGGCAGCGGCAGCAGCAGCGGCCCAUGCGUGAUAACAUGCUCGGCCGGUGAUUCACAAACUGUUGUGAUUGGUUUGGCCGCAGACUCAGGAUGUGGGAAGAGUACCUUCAUGAGGAGGCUAACAAGUGUGUUUGGUGGUGCAGCCGAGCCACCGAAGGGAGGCAAUCCUGAUUCAAACACGCUCAUUAGCGAUAUGACCACUGUGAUAUGCUUAGAUGAUUACCAUUCACUCGACAGAACUGGAAGGAAAGAGAAGGGGGUGACAGCACUUGACCCAAGAGCUAACGACUUUGACCUCAUGUAUGAGCAAGUUAAGGCUAUCAAGAGCGGUGUUGCUGUCGACAAGCCUAUCUACAACCAUGUUACUGGUCUCUUAGAUCCUCCUGAGCUCAUCAAGCCUCCUAAGAUCCUUGUCAUCGAAGGACUACACCCUAUGUUCGAUGAGCGUGUGAGGGAUCUGUUGGACUUCAGCAUCUAUUUGGACAUCAGCAAUGAGGUCAAAUUUGCAUGGAAAAUUCAGAGGGACAUGGCUGAGAGAGGGCACAGCCUUGAAAGCAUUAAAGCUAGUAUUGAAGCCAGGAAACCCGAUUUCGAUGCCUAUAUUGAUCCCCAAAAGAAAUAUGCUGAUGCAGUAAUCGAAGUGCUGCCAACUCAGCUCAUUCCAGACGACAAUGAAGGGAAGGUUUUGAGAGUUAGGUUGAUAAUGAAAGAAGGGGUUAAGCAUUUCAGUCCUGUUUACCUGUUUGAUGAAGGCUCAACCAUCUCAUGGAUACCAUGCGGAAGGAAGCUCACUUGCUCUUACCCUGGCAUCAAAUUCCACUAUGGCCCUGACACUUACUUUAGCAACGAGGUUUCUAUUCUGGAGAUGGACGGCCAAUUUGAUAGACUAGAUGAACUUAUUUAUGUUGAAAGCCAUUUGAGCAACAUCUCCACCAAGUUCUAUGGAGAAGUCACCCAGCAAAUGUUGAAGCAUGCGGAUUUCCCUGGAAGUAACAACGGAACUGGCCUCUUCCAAACCAUUGUCGGGUUGAAGAUAAGAGAUCUCUAUGAGCAAAUUACUUCCAGCAAAACUGCAGCUCCACUAGAAGCAACAAAAGCCUAAGACUAUUAGAGUUUCUUCAUACAUUGGACUAGACCUUGGGUCCAUAACAAAUUAUCCUCUUUCCAGCUUUCCUCUAUCAAAGGUUUAUUUGAGUGUUAGGCUGUUGUUGCUUUCAUAAGAAUCGAGUAUGAUCCUAUGCAUUUAUUUUAUGUUCGUAAUUCAGUGGAGAUAUGUAAUAUAGAGAAACAAAAUCAGAGUUCAAUUUCAACUUUGAGAAGUUCAUAUAAGACAAAGCCUUUCGACA